CUAUGAGAAGAAAGUAGGAACACACUCUCCCUCAAACCAAGGAACCCUUACAAAAGAAAAGAAAAUGAAUUCUUCAACAAUAUGUUCCUUGUUCCUUGGUUUAAUCCUUAUUUCUCAAUCCGCAAAUGCCAAAGGUCAUGGAGGAGGACUAGUUGUUACAAUUUGCAAAGGUGCGACGGACAGGGCCGCGUGCGAAAACAUCCUCGGAUCGAAUUCUGAAAUCUCCCAUGCCAAGUCCUUUUCUCAACUCUCCAAGGAGGUCCUAGAAUUUGCCUAUAACCAAGCCGUUGAAGGACAAAAUUUCCUUAAAGGAUUGGCACAGGCAAACAAUUGUCCAGCACUUACACAAUGUGCACAUUUUGACUAUGAUGGUGCGGUUAUGUCUUUUAAGAGUGCCCUUGCUGAAUUGACAGAGGAUCCUCAAACUGCUAACUAUGAUGCCAAAGUUGCCGGUGAUGGACCUUCCCAAUGUGAUAGAGGAUUGGCAUCAGCACAAAUUGUUAACCCUGAAGUUACUGCUCUUAACCGUCAAAUCCUUUUGCUUAGUGAAUUUGCAUUCCUAGCCACAAGUCAACUUUCUUCUAAUUAAAUUGCAUUCUUUGUAUGCAUAUAUAACAUGGUGGUUAUUUUGGGCAUGGCUAAUUUGUUAUGUUCUUUGGGGUCUCCUUAAUUUGGUGUGUUGAUGUAUAUAUAUGGAGGGAGAGUCAAUAAUAAAAUAUAAUAGCAAUUUAUUGCUAUUUUAUGUGUUCCGCAUAUUAAA
Cicer arietinum (chickpea) is the source of this 760-nucleotide messenger RNA. RefSeq lists its product as uncharacterized. The record is from RefSeq and is a predicted model, not a curated record. Gene Ontology annotation, molecular function: enzyme inhibitor activity. NCBI's taxonomy places the organism in Eukaryota, Viridiplantae, Streptophyta, Magnoliopsida, Fabales, Fabaceae.